Dunckerocampus dactyliophorus (ringed pipefish) is the source of this 3886-nucleotide messenger RNA. RefSeq names its product echinoderm microtubule-associated protein-like 4 (gene eml4). The record is from RefSeq and is a predicted model, not a curated record. Gene Ontology annotation, biological process: microtubule cytoskeleton organization. Gene Ontology annotation, cellular component: mitotic spindle. Gene Ontology annotation, molecular function: microtubule binding. Lineage: Eukaryota; Metazoa; Chordata; Actinopteri; Syngnathiformes; Syngnathidae.
GCCAGCGGGCGGAGUCGGAAGCAGAAGUGAGCGUCGGUCCGUCCGGUCUGUUCUUCCGCGGCUUCUUCUCCGCGUCCGUCGUCGGAUCCUCCUGGAGCGACUUUUGGUCCACGUCACGGCAGAGCAGCGAGCUUUGGGAAGGACGCCACUGAAGGCGGGAAGGGAUCCUGCCAGCCAGCCUGCUCGUCCGCCCGGCGAGGCUUCACAAUCCGCACGGAGGCCCGCCGAGUGUCGCAGCCUGCCGCAGGCCUCCGGCGCAGAGUGGUGGAAAUGGACGCCUUCAGCGGAAGUUUGGAUGACAGCAUGUCGGGAGUGAGCGUUUCAGAUGUCAACGAUCGAUUGUGCGCUCUGGAGCUUCGUGUCCAGCAGCAAGAAGACGAGCUGACUGUGAUGAAAGCUGCUCUCGCUGAUGUUCUUCGUCGUUUGGCAGCUUCUGAAGAAUCUGCUGCCUCCGCUAAGAAGCAUCAGACAGGGAAAGCUUUCUCCAACUCGUGCAUCACAAAUGGAGGAACGUCUGGACGAAAGAGAGACUCCACCUCCGUCACCAGGAAGGAAACUCUGUCGUCCGCCGCCAAGAGUGACAUGAAGAAGGAGGCCAGCAGCCAGAGGUCUCAGAUGGAGGAGAUUCAUGAGCAGGAGGAAGCUCCGCACCCAAAGGACCAGCCCCCUCCCCCGCCCCCCCACCCUCCCUCAACAGCACAAACUCCCCAGAGACCAACGCAGCAAACGGUGGACAGUAGUAAAGGCCAAGCUCCCCCUAAAAGGGGUCCCAGCGUGAAGCGCUCUUCAGGCAUCGAACGUUCACAAAGUAGCACCUGGGACACGUCUGAUGAGCACAGAAGCAAACUGGUGAAAGCUGCAUCUACGUCCAAACUGCUGGCCAAGGUGGUGAAGAAUGCUGACAGGCACAAAGAGCUGGUGGUGAGUCAAGCCAAAAUGUCAACCCGAGAGAAAAACAGCCAAGCCGAGGGCAACCAUAUCAAGAUGUUCAUGCGUGGUCGUCCCAUCACCAUGUUCCUUCCCUCAAAUGUGGAAAACUACGAGGAAGUUCGCACUGAGCUUCCCUCUGAGAAACUGAAGCUGGAAUGGGUGUAUGGCUACCGCGGCAGAGAAUGUCGAGCAAACGUCUACCUGCUUCCCACCGGAGAGAUCGUCUACUUCAUCGCCUCGGUGGUGGUCCUGUUCAACUACGAGGAGCGGACUCAGCGACAUUACAUCGGUCACACCGACUGCGUCAAGUGCCUCGCCAUUCAUCCCGACAAGAUCCGCAUUGCCACGGGCCAGAUAGCGGGCGUGGACAAAGAUGGACGGGCCCUGCAGCCGCACGUGCGAGUGUGGGACAGUGUGAGUCUGUCCACUCUGCAGAUCAUCGGCGUUGGAACGUUUGAGCGAGGCGUCGGCUCGCUGGCCUUCUCCAAAGCAGACUCUGGUCAGCAUCUGAGUGUGAUUGACGACUGCAACGACCACAUGUUGACAGUUUGGGAUUGGCAGAAGAAGUCAAAGAUUGCAGAGAUAAAGACCACCACUGAGGUGGUCCUGGAUGUGGAGUUCCACCCCACUGACCCAAACACCAUCAUCACCUGUGGCAAGUCCCACAUCUUCUUCUGGACCUGGACCGGGACUUCCCUGGCUCGUAAACAGGGCAUCUUUGGGAAAUACGAGAAGCCAAAGUUCAUUCAGUGUCUGGCCUUCCUCAACAAUGGAGACAUUCUGACCGGAGAUUCUGGCGGAGUCCUCCUCGUCUGGACCAGGAACUCCGCAGAGACACCCACUGGGAAAGGACCAAGGGCAUUUCAGAUUAGUCGUCAGGUCAAGGGUCACGAGGGCAGUGUGUUCUGCAUGUGUGAAAUGAGGAGCGGCACCCUGCUGACCGGAGGAGGAAAAGACAGAAAGAUUAUUCUGUGGGACCAUGAAAUCAGAGCAGAGCGUGAUAUUGAGGUUCCGGAUCAGUACGGAACCAUCAGGGCCGUAUCUGAAGGGAAGGGGGAUGAGUUUCUGGUGGGGACGUCCCGUAAUUUCAUACUUCGAGGAACUUUUAACGAUGGCUUCAUGGUGGAGGUCCAGGGUCACACAGAUGAGCUGUGGGGGUUGGCGUCCCACCCGUCACGAGAACUGUUCUUAACGUGCGCUCAGGACCGCCUGGUGUGUCUGUGGAACUCCACCGAUCACAGUCUGCAGUGGAGCAGGAGCGUGGAGGAACACGGACACUGUGCAGACUUCCAUCCCAGUGGAGCAGUCGUCGCCAUCGGGACGCAUUCAGGAAAGUGGUAUGUUCUAGACGCCGAGACCACCGACCUGGUGGCCAUUCACACCGACGGCAAUGAGCAGCUGUCAGUCAUGCGCUUCUCUGUCGAUGGCGCUCUCCUGGCUGUAGGAUCUCAUGACAACUUUAUUUACGUGUACAGCGUUUCGGAGAGAGGACGCAAGUACAGCCGCUACGGCAAAUGCUCCGGUCACUCCAGUUACAUCACACACCUGGACUGGUCACCUGACAACAACUUCAUCAUGUCCAACUCCGGAGACUACGAGAUUCUUUACUGGGAUGUUCCCAAUGGCUGCAAACUGAUCAGAAAUAAAUCUGAGUGUAAAGACAUCGACUGGGCAACUUACACCUGCGUGCUGGGAUACCACGUGUUUGGCGUGUGGCCGGAGGGAUCAGACGGGACCGACAUCAACGCCCUCAUCAGGUCCCAUAACAGGAAGGUGAUUGCGCUGGCAGAUGACUUCUGUAAAGUUCACCUGUUUGCUUACCCGUGCUCUACUGCCAAGGCUCCCAGCCACAAGUACAGCGCCCAUAGCAGUCACGUGACCAACGUCAGCUUCCUGUUCAACGACAGUCACCUGAUCUCAACAGGCGGGAAGGACACCAGCAUCAUGCAGUGGCGACUGGUCGAGAAGUCGGCCCUCACGCUGCCUGACAGCCUUGCCUGCCCCACACCCCCUCGGGCGGACCCCGUCUCCAGUCCCGCCAAAGACGCCACCCCUCCCCCGACGGCCAACGGGGCCCAAGAGUUGUCGUCAGAAACCCCCUCGCCCGCUGAGUUAGUACUGCCCACCGCAGAAUUAACGCCGCCUCCUUCCGAGGUGACUCCGCCCCCUUCUGACAGUACGGUAAGUUUGAAGGACAGCUUGGACCCCAGCGAUGACACGGCCACGCCCAGUGACGAGGGGCUGCCUCCCCUCACGCUCCCUACAUAGAGAGAGAGAGUUGGACACAGUUGGAGAAGUUUUACCGAGACACGUAUUCCUCUCCAAUUUCAAAAGAAUCGUUUUAACGGCUCAGAUUCGAUGAACAGGGAUUUUUACAAUUCUCCAACACGACUCUUAAUUCAUUAUUUUCUUCAGCCAAAGCGAGAAUGCCUUCCUGUGCAUUUUUUAAUUUUAAACGUCAGAAGAGUUUGUGGUUGGUCAGCGUAUUUGUAAGACAUUUCGUGUUUGCUCCAAAGUAAUCCCUCACUGUAGACUGCAGGCUACAUAAACUACCAAAACUGUGACUAACAACGUUGAGGGGAAACUGAAGUGUGUUUUCGUUCGCAGUUAAGCGUUAAAGACAGUCGGCCAAUCAGGAGAGAGUAUUCCUGGUGGACUCAUCUGAUUGGUUGAAGUUACCUCUGGACCGUUUAUCUUCAAAAUGUCCUUUCUGCCUUUCUAAAACUCUUUUUUGUUUGUUUGUUUGUUUUUGUACGCUGGUGUCCGAAGUGCCACACAUCAAGCUGGAUGUUGAUGGAGGGGGUGGGGCUAGGACUGCUCUCUUGAGGGAACUUUCUGGAUUCAAAUGUAUGUGACGUUACGUUAAUGUUCAAGUGAGCCAUUCUUGUCUUCUGUCAUGCAUUCCUGUACAAGAUGGUGGACCGUGGAUGCAAAUAAAAACGGAUGACAAAUUUGA